Molecule: messenger RNA, 1408 nt
Organism: Anoplophora glabripennis (Asian longhorned beetle)
Lineage: Eukaryota; Metazoa; Arthropoda; Insecta; Coleoptera; Cerambycidae
Gene: Alg7
Product: UDP-N-acetylglucosamine--dolichyl-phosphate N-acetylglucosaminephosphotransferase
Exons: 4
Coding region: 33-1256 (407 amino acids)
Biological process (GO): protein N-linked glycosylation; dolichol-linked oligosaccharide biosynthetic process
Cellular component (GO): membrane
Molecular function (GO): UDP-N-acetylglucosamine-dolichyl-phosphate N-acetylglucosaminephosphotransferase activity
Source: RefSeq, a predicted model, not a curated record
UCUGUUCUGUUGUUGCGAUAUCUAUUUAAAAAAUGGCGGCAGACGUUGAUACAGAUUUAACUUGGAAAAUGUUAUUUCCAGUUAUCGUUAAUUUAAUAAUGUCUUUUAUAACAUACAUUGUUACAGUGAGGUUAAUACCAAAAUUGAAAGAUAUGUUUAUAAAAGCGAAUCUUUUUGGCAUUGAUAUGAGUAAAACAACUAGUGAAAAAGUGCCUGAAUCUCUAGGCGUAGUAACAGGAUGCACUUUCUUAAUUACAAUGUUUUUAUUUAUUCCCGUGCCAUUCGGAAACAGUCUUUUUAACGGCGCUUUUCCACAUGAUGAGUUUGUGGAAUUAAUUGCUGCCCUACUUUCAAUUUGUUGUAUGUUACUAUUGGGAUUUGCCGACGACGUAUUAGAUCUGCGUUGGAGGCACAAACUGCUUCUCCCAACGAUAGCGUCUCUGCCAUUAUUAAUGGUGUAUUAUGUCAAUUUCAACUCUACAACAAUCAUAGUUCCGAAGCCACUGAGGGAACUUCUAGGCUUUUCCGUUGAUGUUGGGAUUUUUUAUUAUAUAUACAUGGGAAUGUUAGCAGUUUUUUGUACCAACGCAAUAAAUAUUUUGGCGGGAGUGAAUGGAUUGGAAGUUGGACAAAGUAUAGUUAUUGCACUGUCGAUUAUCACCUUCAACGUCAUAGAAUUAUCAGGAUUAUUGUGGAAGGCUCAUCAGUUUAGUUUGUACUUUAUGUUACCCUAUACGGCAACAGCCCUAGCCCUUUUGAAGCAUAACUGGUACCCUUCAAAAGUAUUUGUCGGUGAUACCUUUUGUUACUUCUCUGGAAUGACAUUUGCCGUAGUAGGAAUUCUUGGACAUUUCAGUAAAACGUCUCUCUUAUUUUUCAUACCCCAAAUUUUUAACUUCCUUUACUCCUCUCCGCAGUUAUUCCACUUUAUCCCCUGUCCUAGACAUAGGUUACCUAAAUUUAAUUCCAAGACAGACAGAUUAGAAAUAAGCACAACAAAUUUCGUUUAUUCUGAUCUUAGUUUCUUAGGAAAGCUAAUUGUUAAUGUGUUCAGAGUUUUUAGGUUAAUCCAGUGGCAGGAAAAAGACGGUUACGUCAUCACUAAUAACUUCACCCUUAUAAAUUUAGUUUUGUUUUAUUUAGGACCUUUGCACGAGGCUAAGUUAACAACCAUACUGAUAGCUGUGCAGGUUAUUUGCACCUGUGUCGCCUUUGUUAUAAGAUAUCCUUUGGCUUCGAUUUUUUAUGAUGUAUAGAUUUCUAACGGUUUUUUCGUUGAAUUAGAUAUUUCGUGUAUAUAGUUUUAACUGGAACUGAUGUACCUAUUUUUCUAUAUGGCUAUUCCAAAGAGGUUAUUAACUUUGUUACUGUAAAAAGCUUGUUGAAAAUAAAACGGUACUUUCUCUAA